AUGAAUGUGAAGCAUCUAAGUUGGUUCACGCUAAGCCUGCUGCUGGUCCUGCGAGGCAGCGCUGCAAAGGAGCAGGAUCUGGAGCAGGGACAGGAUCAGCAUGUGGAGGCUGAAAUGACUGUGGAUAUGGAUAUGGCCACGACGCAUAUGAUGCCCUCAUCAGCUGCAGGCGGGCAGCUCGAAAAGUCCUUGGAGCAGGAGGAAGCCAAAAUUGAGCCGAAACCGGAACCAGAAUCAAGCAAGGCAACGGAAACAAACACAAUGGAACCAAAACCAGAAGCGGGCGAAGCAGGGGAAACCAAGUCAAUGGAGCAGCAGGACAUCAAAAAGAAGCUUGAAGGGGAAACAGAAUCGAGUAGGCCAAAGGAAACGAAAUCAAUGGAAAUGCAGAAAACGGUAGUUGAAGAAAACCCGGAACUAGAAGUGGACACAUCCACAAAAACUGAGUCAAUGGAACAGCCGGAAACUGAAACUGAACCGAACCGGAAACCGGAAACGGAACCAGAAUUGAUCCAAGCAAGGCAAGCCAAGGCUGUGGAGGAGCAUGAAAAUCCAACUGAGUCGCCAGCGGAACCAAAGACGGACAAGUCAGAGGCAAUUGCGUCAAUGGAGCAGCAAGGGGAUAAAAAUGAAGCGGAGCCGGAACCAGAAACGAGCAAGGCAAGCGAAGCCAAGGCAAUGGAAGAGACGGAAAAUCCAACUGAACCGCCAGCGGAACCGGAGACGAAGCUUGAACCCAGCAUAGAAACCACACACUCCAUGGACUAUCAGGAUGAUGCAGCGGCGCCCCACGAGGCGACCAGCCCAGAGACACAAGCUCCAACGACACCAGCUCCAACGGCGCCAGCUCCAACGACGCCAGCUCCAACGAUGCCAGCCUCAACGACGCCAGCUCCAAAGACAGCUGAGCCCGCAGUGAAGCAAGUGAAUCUCUCGCUGCCGCUGCUGCCCAACAGCUGCUUCAGCUGCUCCAGCUAUCGGAAUGGCAGCUGUCUGCGGCAGCCCGCGGAGCGACAGCAGUGCUCGCCGAGUUCCAAACGCUUUGGAUGCUAUACGCUGUUCAAACGUGACACACAGCUGAUCAUGCGCGGCUGCACGGCGGACCUGACCGAGGAAGGUGACAAAUAUUGCCGCCAGGAAACGGAGCUCUGCAAGCUGUGCACCGGUCCGCUCUGCAACAAGGAGCUGGCUGCAUUGGCCAGCGCAGCUCCGUUCCUGGGCAGCCUAACCAUCUGGUUGCUAUGCCUUAUAGCUGUGUUGGGGCAAGUCUAAAAGCUCAGCUUGAGUCGCUUUUUAAGUGUUUAGCAAUAUUUGUCAUAUAACUCUUUUAUUACUUGAAAAUUAAUGCGGUUGUUUUAUUUACU
Molecule: messenger RNA, 1364 nt
Organism: Drosophila novamexicana
Lineage: Eukaryota; Metazoa; Arthropoda; Insecta; Diptera; Drosophilidae
Product: protein TsetseEP
Exons: 2
Coding region: 1-1272 (423 amino acids)
Source: RefSeq, a predicted model, not a curated record